This is a messenger RNA of Girardinichthys multiradiatus, 5652 nucleotides long. RefSeq names its product chitin synthase 1 (gene chs1). Gene Ontology annotation, cellular component: cell septum; cell periphery. Gene Ontology annotation, molecular function: chitin synthase activity. Lineage: Eukaryota; Metazoa; Chordata; Actinopteri; Cyprinodontiformes; Goodeidae. Bases 250 to 4533 code for a protein of 1427 amino acids. The record is from RefSeq and is a predicted model, not a curated record. The transcript is spliced from 35 exons.
ACAGAAAAAAACAGCUAAACAAAGACGAAGCUGCUUCACAGAUCAGCAAAGACAGACUCGGUGGGAUACAACCCGCAGCUGCCGAUUCGGAAUAGUGAUGAGUCUUUUUUUUUAAAUUUGCUGAUAUUUGCCUAUGGAAGAAAAGCAAGACCCAAAGGUAGAAGUUCUUCUAAUUUUGGAUCACUGUCAUUUGACAGGAAAGCUAUCGAAGUAUCAAGGUCAUCUGAAGCUGUGGAUUAGACCAACACAAUGGAGGACCUAAGAUACAGGGGGAAGAAAAGAGAGGGAAGGCACAGGGACACAUGGGAUCCAUUCCAGCUGAACCCUGUGGGAGCAGAGAAGGAGGAAAAACAAAGGUGUUUCCUGUUGGCUCAGUACCUUGUGGCUGUUAUUGUGGGGGUGGCAGUUUUGGUCAGCGCUGUUGUUGCUAAGGGCUCCCUCUUGGUAUUAUCAACACUAGCCAGUCCAAAAUCAGGGCGUAACAGUCAAGAGCAACAGUUCUACAUGCUGAUGUUGGUGUUUUGCCUGGUCUUCCCCAACUUCUUGGUUUUUUUGAAGUCACUAUGGCACUGUGCCUUGAGGAAAUUUGUGGUCCCCAACAUGAAGACCAUGGGCUUUAUUUGUGCCAUUGAGUGUUUGGUGUCUCUCGGUACUUCAGUCCUGGUCCUAAUAGUUAUGCCUCAGUUUGACAUCCUGACGAAUCUCUUCAUCAGCGGAGGAGUCUGUAUUGUAUCUGCAGUGCUACAGAUACUGUACAGAUUACAAAGGGAAAGCUGGAAAAUUCUGUUCCCAAUCUGCUCCCUCCUUCUCACCAGUGCUGGUUACUGCCUCCUGGGAAUGGACUACUAUGUUCGUGAGUCAUCGAAGGUGGAUCGACAAAGCAAAGACUGCUUUUACUACGUGGGCGUAGGGAUUUUCUCUUCACUCCUCAUCUCUUUCUGCUGGUGGGAAAACACUAUGCAGGCUAAAAAUCGCAUGCAGAAAACACUGUCAGAGUUGGAAAGCUUCAAGGACUUUGUGUUUCUCAUCAGCAGCAUUUUGAGAGUACUGAUUAUAGGAGCUGUGUACCUGAUCUACUAUGCAGCUAUUCAAAAGUCUAUCAAGUGGUCUGAUUUUAACCUGGCGGGUAAAGAACAGAAACUCUUGCAAAUUGGCCUUGUGCUAUUAUUCUUACAGGCCUUCUGCUCAGCAGCCUGCCACUGGUUUGGCGUAGUUGCCUGUAAGAUCCACGCUGUCCGGAUGAGUUUUGCUCUGCCACUCUGUUGUACAGGCCCUACAGUGCUGUGUUUGGGAAUGGUACUUUUCAUGACACAGGCAAAAUAUUUGGAACACACAAAGUCAGUGAGCAUCUUAGAGUUCUGUGCAAAUUUGCAUUUGGUGAAGGACAAAAACACAACUAAUGUUGUUAUGUUUGAGAUGAGCCGGAGCAUCUGCAGGACUAUGCUCAACAGCUACUACUUCCAAUGGCCUUUUGUCAUGUUGGCACUGGAAGGAGUGUGCAUGUGGGCUGGCUUCGUCACAUGUACCUAUUAUGUGUGGAAGAUCAAGGUCCAGCGUAUAGAGAGAACAUCUCAGCUCUUUGUUCGUCGACUCUACGAAUCUGCCUUCAUCGACCUGUCUCUGCUACUCAACACUAAGAUGAAGCUACCUAAAGCCCAAACAAAUGAGAUCCAAGAUGAACUGCAAAGUGUUGUGAUCUACCUUUGCGCCACCAUGUGGCAUGAAACCUAUGAUGAGAUGCUGAAGAUUCUCACUUCCAUGUUCAGGCUGGAUCGUUAUCGAGGGGAUCCAAAGGAGGAACACAAGGACAGUUUUGACUUUGAAUGCCACAUCCUUGUAGAUGAUGCAUUUAUGACUGAGAAGGAGACACAGAAAAGGCUGGUCAAUGAAUAUGUCGAAGACUUAAUUCAUGUUGUAACAGAAGUUUACAGAGUGUUCACCAACAAAGAGCCUGAUGAUGUGUCGAUCAUUGAGACUCCCUAUGGUGGGAGGCUAAUGUUUGUCCUACCCGAGGGUAACAUGCUCUAUGUUCACCUCAAGGACAAACAACUCAUUCGCAAUAAAAAAAGAUGGUCUCAGAUAAUGUACAUGUACUAUCUGCUUGGCUGGAAAGGUUACAUUUCUAAGAACCCGCAGAAAAUGCCGCGCAUGGAUACCAGCAGAGAAAGUCUAAUCUCUAUGGACGGUGAGAUUUUCCUUUUGCCUCAGUUCGACAAUGACAACAAGAGACGAUUCAUUUCAGAUGACAACACAUAUAUCCUGGCUCUGGACGGAGACACGGACUUCCAUCCUAAGGCAGUGGUUCUGCUUGUGGACAGGCUGAGAAUGUAUUACAACGUCGGUGCCGCGUGUGGCAGAAUCCAUCCGACUGGUAUGGGUCCCAUGGUUUGGUACCAGAAGUUUGAAUACGCAGUGGGGCAUUGGCUACAGAAGACUGCCGAGCACGUGUUUGGCUCUGUGUUGUGCAGUCCUGGAUGCUUCAGUCUGUUUCGGGGGUCUGCGCUGAUGGAUGACAAUGUUUUAAAGAAGUACACAACAACUGCGACAAGAGGAUCGGAGUAUGUGCAGUAUGACCAAGGGGAGGAUCGUUGGUUGUGUACUUUGUUACUGCAACAAGGAUGGCGUGUGGAAUACAACGCUGCAUCAGAUGCAUACACCAACUCACCACAGGAAUUCAAAGAGUUUUACAACCAGAGGAGACGAUGGGGACCUUCUACACUGGCUAACACACUGGACCUUUUGCACAGCGGAUCAGAGACGGUGAAGAGAAAUCAGUCCAUCUCAGGGCUUUAUAUCUUCUACCAGAUGUUUACCGUUGGAUCCUCUAUUCUGGGACCUGCCUCUGUGACACUUAUGAUAGCAGGAGCUAUUCAGUUUAUUUUCAAAAUGGAUGGUGCGAUUUCCAUCAUUGUCUCAUGCGUCCCUCCAGUCUUCUACAUCAUCAUCUGCUUUGCAACUAAAGCAAAUACCCAAAUAACAAUCGCUGCCAUCAUGAGUGUUCUGUAUGCGUUCCUCAUGACUGCAUCCUUCUUCUCCAUCAUUGGUGACAUGGUGGUGCAGGGCACAUUCUUGACCCCAACUGGCGUGUUUUUGGUUUCAAUGGCUAUCAUGUACGUGGUGACGGCUCUACUACAUCCACAAGAAUGUGGGUUGAUUAUCUAUGGUCUGAUGUAUUUCAUCUGUAUCCCCAGUGGAUACCUCCUGCUGAUCAUCUACUCACUGGUUAACAUGAACAAUGUAUCCUGGGGCACAAGAGAAUCCAAGGAAGAAGGAGAAGAGAACAAACCUAAAAGCAUUGUGUGCGACAAAGACUGUAGACUCUGCUGCUGGGACAUGAAGAUACAGAUAACCAAUGAAGCAGAAAACGUCAUGCUUCAACAGAUUGUGGGUUUGGCCGGACAGAAAGCGCCUCUCCUUCAACUCACCAAACGUGAAACACAACCGCAGGCUGCCUCAAAUCCAGAGCCUCAAGCUAAACCUGAAACCAUCACAAAAAAAGAUGAAGUUAAAAAUCCUCCAGCUGACAUAAACAAAAAGGCAGCAUCAAAAGACCUGAAGUUUUCAACCACUCAUGAUGAUAAAGAUGAGGAAAGGAGCAUAACAUCUCAUUCAUCUGAUUCAUCUAACUCAUCUGAUGCAUCUCAUUCAUCUGAUGCAUCUGAUCAAGACGACGAUGACUUUAUGAACGGUGAUUUAGAGGAUAUGGAAGACAUUCCUGUCAAGGACUGGGUGGAGCCUGUAAAGACAGAGUUUUUGAAGAAGCUAACUUAUUUCAACAUGAAGAGAAAUCUACAAGCACAAAUACGAUACUCACUCCGCCACAAAAAUCAGGAUGAUGUAUGUGAAGACCUGGUGUUAAUGUUAACAGACACGCUCAAUAUUAAACUCAGCAAAGCAAAACCUGAGGAUAUUUUGGAACAAGCUGAGCUCGACGAGUUACAGCAUGAGCUAACAAAUCAGGCUCGACACAUCCUGAAGAAUAACAAAAUGAUGAAGUUAGAAAAGAGAGUGAAAAGAGCCAUAGAGAAAACCCUCAGUGCCCCACAAGUCCAAAGGCUGGAUGAGAGUGAGAAGGACUUCUGGGAUAAGCUGAUUGAACGAUAUUUGACGCCUAUCAGUGAUUCAAAGGAGCACAAGCAGAGAGUCAGCAAAGAACUGAAGUCGCUGCGAAACAAGGCAGUCUUCCUGUACUUCAUCAUCAAUGUGUUGUGGGUGGUAGCAACUUUUUUCCUGCAGCUCAUUGGAAAUGACAUCAUCAGCAUCAGGAUUCCCAAAUAUUCCCCAGAUGGAAAUUUAACAGGAGUGCUUAAGGUGGAGCCUCUCAGUUUGAUGUUCCUGUUUUCCUUUGCCAUUCUUCUUCUCGUCCAGUUUAUAGCCAUGUUGUAUCACAGGGUCUACACUCUGAUCCACGUGGUGUCCUACCGUGGCACAGAGAAGAACUACAAAGAGAGAGAUCUGGAGGAUGAAGAGGAGGACCCCACUAUCGAGAACCAAUAUGCCAUUUCAAUUAGCAGUGAGGACUUCCAGCUGUAACGCAAGAAACGAAUUCUUCUCAUCAUCAAUUUCUUCUACAGUUUUAAAUCUUCCAAAAUUCACAAUGCCUUAUAGCCAUUUUUUGAUCAUACUUCAGAGUUUAGAUUGUCUGGGUUUCUUUUUUUGGAACAAAGCCAUAUCCAAAAUUGGUCAACACAGGAAAUAAUACACUUUUCAUCUGUUUCCCCUCCUAAACAACUGAUUGUAAUUAAUGUGGGGAGGAACAAAUGUUAGAUGCACAAGGGAAAUCAGAUUUUGCAAAUUCACUAAGCUUUGUUUGGCAGUGCAAAAUGAGAAGGAGUACAUUUUAACAAAAUCACUGGAGAGAGUGGUUUUCAUGACUGUUUUACCUGUGUUUGCUUAUAAGAUUUGUAUUUAUUUUGUUCGCAUGGAUAAAAGCAUCCUUCAGGGUCUAAUUGAAGAGGGUGUUGCAGAAUGUGUGCAAUGCAUAUCACCCUGAAAUCUUUUAGAGCAAGUGAAAGCAAAGAUACACAGAUGGGGCAUACAGAAAAUCUGUGCUGUCUUGGUUUUUUUUUUUUUUUUUUUGUAAUUUUGAAUGUCUUUCUGUUGAACGAUUGACAGAUGUGGGCAUUAUAUAAAUGAAAAGCCCACUGAACUUUUUUUUUUUUUGCAUUUAAUAUUGUUUUUGAACAUGUAAACCUCUUUUGAAGCAAAUGUCUAGAUAUGUUUGACAGUCCAGCAAAAUUUACAUUUGCACAUGAAAUAGUUAGAAAUGACGAAACUAUUUGAAAACCCAAAUGUAAUUUGGACAGUGUUACUUUUCCUGCACUGCAUUAAUACACUGUAAUUAUGUUAAUCAUCACAAUGCACUUUGAAAAUGUUUCUAAAAAUCAUAAAUUUUAUGUUAGCAAAAUGUAUUUGUAAAAUGAACUGUGAAAUAAUUUCUUUUUCUGCAAAUGUCAUGUUUAUGACACACCAGCAAGAGCACAAACAAAGGAAUAUCUUUGGCUCUUUUAAUGAAACCAAAUGUUUAUAUUGUAGUAUUGCAUAAUGCUAGUUUAGUUAGUUAAAGUGUUGCUUCAUGGCAAUAAAGCACAAUAAAAACAGAACAAAAUAGAUGGGUACCUGAAUAAAUAAAAUAUAAAAAUUGCAGACCAA